Molecule: messenger RNA, 3613 nt
Organism: Suricata suricatta (meerkat)
Lineage: Eukaryota; Metazoa; Chordata; Mammalia; Carnivora; Herpestidae
Gene: EPHA3
Product: EPH receptor A3
Exons: 17
Coding region: 35-2989 (984 amino acids)
Biological process (GO): axon guidance; protein phosphorylation; cell surface receptor protein tyrosine kinase signaling pathway
Cellular component (GO): plasma membrane; neuron projection
Molecular function (GO): transmembrane-ephrin receptor activity; ATP binding; protein binding
Source: RefSeq, a predicted model, not a curated record
AUAUGCUCCUCUCACUGCCCUCUGCACCAGCAACAUGGAUUGUCACCUCUCCAUCCUCCUCCUUCUCAGCUGCUCCGCUCUCAACUGCUUUGGGGAACUGAUUCUCCAACCUUCCAAUGAAGUUAAUCUACUGGAUUCAAAAACAAUUCAAGGGGAGCUGGGCUGGAUCUCUUAUCCAUCACAUGGGUGGGAAGAGAUCAGUGGUGUUGAUGAACAUUACACACCCAUCCGGACUUACCAGGUGUGCAAUGUCAUGGAUCACAGUCAAAAUAAUUGGCUGAGGACAAACUGGGUCCCCAGGAACUCAGCUCAGAAGAUCUAUGUGGAGCUCAAGUUUACUCUACGGGAUUGCAAUAGCAUCCCAUUGGUUUUGGGAACUUGCAAAGAAACUUUCAACUUGUACUACAUGGAGUCUGAUGACGAUCAUGGUGUCAAAUUCCGAGAACACCAGUUUACAAAGAUUGACACCAUUGCAGCUGAUGAAAGUUUCACCCAAAUGGAUCUUGGGGACCGUAUUCUUAAACUCAACACUGAGAUUAGAGAAGUAGGUCCUGUCAACAAAAAGGGAUUUUAUUUGGCAUUUCAAGAUGUUGGUGCCUGUGUCGCCUUGGUGUCUGUGAGAGUGUACUUCAAAAAGUGCCCAUUCACGGUGAAGAAUCUGGCCAUGUUUCCAGACACAGUACCCAUGGAUUCCCAAUCCCUGGUGGAGGUUAGAGGUUCUUGUGUUAACAAUUCUAAGGAGGAAGAUCCUCCCAGGAUGUACUGCAGUACAGAAGGUGAAUGGCUUGUGCCCAUUGGCAAGUGCUCGUGCAAUGCUGGCUAUGAAGAAAGGGGUUCUAUGUGCCAAGCUUGCCGACCGGGUUUCUACAAGGCUGCGGAUGGUAAUGUGAAAUGUGCCAAGUGCCCACCGCACAGUUCUACUCACGAAGAUGGUUCAGUGAACUGCAGGUGUGAGAAUAAGUACUUCCGAGCAGACAAAGACCCUCCAUCCAUGGCUUGUACCCGACCUCCAUCUGCACCAAGAAAUGUUAUCUCUAAUAUAAACGAGACCUCGGUCAUCCUGGACUGGAGUUGGCCCCUGGACACAGGAGGCCGGAAAGAUGUUACCUUCAACAUCAUAUGUAAAAAAUGUGGGUGGAAUGUAAAACAGUGUGAGCCAUGCAGCCCGAAUGUCCACUUCCUCCCUCGACAGUUUGGACUCACGAACACCACAGUGACAGUGACAGACCUCCUGGCACACACGAACUACACCUUUGAGAUCGACGCCAUUAAUGGUGUGUCAGAGCUGAGCUCGCCACCAAGACAGUUCGCUGCAGUCAGCAUCACAACCAACCAGGCCGCUCCAUCGCCUGUCAUGACAAUUAAGAAGGAUCGAACAUCCAGAAACAGCAUCUCUUUAUCCUGGCAGGAGCCUGAACACCCUAAUGGGAUCAUAUUGGACUACGAGGUCAAAUACUAUGAAAAGCAGGAGCAAGAGACAAGUUAUACCAUUCUGAGGGCAAGAGGCACGAAUGUGACCAUCAGUAGCCUCAAGCCUGACACGACUUAUGUAUUCCAAAUCCGAGCCCGAACUGCAGCUGGAUACGGGAGCAACAGUCGCAAGUUUGAAUUUGAAACUAGCCCGGACUCUUUCUCCAUCUCAGGUGAAAAUAGCCAUGUGGUGAUGAUUGCCAUUUCAGCCGCAGUGGCCAUUAUUCUCCUCACAGUGGUCACCUACGUCUUGAUAGGGAGGUUCUGUGGCUAUAACAAGUCAAAACAUGGUGCAGAUGAAAAAAGACUUCAUUUUGGGAAUGGACACUUAAAACUUCCAGGUCUCAGGACUUAUGUUGACCCACACACAUACGAAGACCCUACCCAAGCAGUUCAUGAGUUUGCUAAGGAAUUGGACGCCACCAGCAUAUCCAUUGACAAAGUUGUUGGAGCAGGUGAAUUUGGAGAGGUGUGCAGUGGUCGUUUAAAACUCCCUUCAAAAAAAGAAAUUUCAGUGGCCAUCAAGACCCUGAAAGUGGGCUACACAGAAAAGCAGAGGAGAGACUUCCUGGGAGAAGCAAGCAUUAUGGGACAAUUUGAUCAUCCCAACAUCAUUCGAUUGGAGGGAGUUGUUACUAAAAGUAAACCAGUGAUGAUUGUCACAGAAUACAUGGAGAAUGGUUCCUUGGACAGUUUCUUACGUAAACACGAUGCCCAGUUUACGGUCAUCCAGCUAGUGGGGAUGCUUCGAGGGAUAGCAUCUGGCAUGAAGUACCUCUCAGAUAUGGGUUAUGUUCACCGAGACCUUGCUGCUCGUAACAUUUUGAUCAACAGUAAUUUGGUGUGUAAGGUUUCUGAUUUUGGACUUUCACGUGUUCUAGAGGAUGACCCAGAAGCUGCUUAUACAACAAGAGGAGGCAAGAUUCCGAUCCGAUGGACAUCACCAGAAGCUAUAGCUUACCGCAAGUUCACGUCAGCCAGCGAUGUGUGGAGUUAUGGGAUUGUUCUCUGGGAGGUGAUGUCCUAUGGAGAGAGACCAUACUGGGAGAUGUCCAAUCAGGAUGUGAUCAAAGCUGUGGACGAAGGCUACCGGCUGCCGCCCCCCAUGGACUGCCCAGCUGCGUUGUACCAGCUGAUGCUGGACUGCUGGCAGAAAGACAGAAACAACAGACCCAAGUUUGAGCAGAUUGUCAGCAUUCUGGACAAGCUUAUCCGGAACCCGGGCAGCCUGAAGAUCAUCACCAGUGCAGCAGCAAGGCCAUCAAACCUUCUUCUGGACCAAAGCAAUGUCGACAUCACUACCUUCCGCACAACAGGUGACUGGCUUAAUGGUGUCCGGACAGCACAGAGCAAGGAAAUCUUCACAGGCGUGGAGUACAGUUCUUGUGACACCAUAGCCAAGAUUUCCACAGAUGAUAUGAAGAAGGUUGGUGUCACUGUGGUUGGUCCACAGAAGAAAAUCAUCAGUAGCAUUAAAGCCCUAGAAACACAAUCAAAAAAUGGUCCAGUUCCAGUGUAAAGUGUUAUUUCUGGAAGGAAGUGGUGGCUGUGGAAGAUGUAGCAUCAUUCUACAGACAGAUGAUAGUGCUGGAGAUGCUGUUCCAAGCCCAAUAAGACACUCAGAUACGAAUACAAAUGCCUUAAAAUGGAAUUGAAAAACUCUUUAUUUUCCCCUAUCAUUUAGUGGGAUGGGAGGGGGGGUGUACUUUGUUUUGUAAUUGCUUUUUAUAUUAGUUGAUGGGUUAAAUUAAAAUUCUUCAGCGUGGAAUGAUGAAGAACUAGCAUAGAGCCAUUGACCAUAAACUGAUGAUCAUAAAAGCAAAACAAGUGUAAUAACAAAAUGAAUACAGUGGCUCUAUUUACUAAUUGCCACAAAAGAAAAGACUUGUGAUAUUUUUAUACACAGAAGAAAUCUGUAACAGGUAUUUUGUUUCCUUAAAGCAAGCAAAAUAGAGGAAUUUAUACCUCAAACUAUCUGGCCAUAUAUACUACCUUUUUCAUUGUAUUAUUCUCUUUUAUCUGUUAAGAGCAUAUAGAAAUGAUGUUUGUAGUUGUUUUAAGUACUACAUAUUUUUAAUUGUUAGCUUCAUAAGUGUUAUCAUGUAAAAAUGUGUCUUAAUUUUGAAAAAAAAGUACAUAUUUA